Messenger RNA from Morus notabilis, 1588 nucleotides. Its product is annotated as protein GUCD1. Bases 433 to 1266 code for a protein of 277 amino acids. Lineage: Eukaryota; Viridiplantae; Streptophyta; Magnoliopsida; Rosales; Moraceae. The record is from RefSeq and is a predicted model, not a curated record. The transcript has 10 exons.
UUAGGAGAGGAGGCAUUUUUUUGACUUUGAAAAAGGGGUAGGAAAAGGCAGAUGGUUUGAUGACCAAAGCCAACCAGGAUCCACUCACUUCCCACCACCCACCACCCACCCCCACAAAACAAAUUAUUCCCAUUUUUCCUAUACCAUCCAAAACUCAAAAAACCCAGAAAAAGUGCAAAAACUACAGAGAAAAGAAAAAAUAAAUUCAAAUUCAAAUUCAAAUUCCAUUUUCCAGUCACUUCUUAACAGGUGACUUUCCUCCAUCUCGGACUUGCAAGGGUUCUAGUGAUACACAUGUUGAACUAACUACUAUUUGUGAAAUCUUCGAGGCAAAGCUAGCUGAGUAAAUUAGCCUUUCAGACUGUGUUUUUAUGUACCUGGCUUCCGGAGUUUAGUAUCGCUGUGAGAGACUGUACCUAAUUUCAUUCACCUAUGUGGCCUUUAUACGUCUUGUUUAACAAGGCUUUUAGGGCAGAAGAGGAUAGAGUAUCAGAAACAGAACGUUUGGGUUUCUUUGAAUACUUCCUGCGCGAACAGCCUUCUGGUAAUGGCACAUCGUGCGGUUCUGCCUUGUGCCGUUCACGUUUUAUAGAAGUUCCACACAUAAAUCAGUUAUACUAUUGGGAUUGUGGCCUCGCUUGUGUUCUGAUGGUUUUCAGAACUGUUGGUAUCAACAGCCACAACAUCAAGUCAAUCGCUGAGCUUUGCUGCACUACGAGCAUUUGGACCGUUGAUCUGGCAUACAUAUUGCAGAAAUUUUCCGUCAGUUUUUCCUACUACACAGUGACAUUUGGAGUAAAUCCAAAUUAUUCUGUUGAGACCUUCUACAAGGAACAAUUGCCUAAUGAUCUUUUACGAGUUGAUACGUUAUUUAAAAAGUCACUGGAAGCUGGAAUUAACAUACAGUGCAGAUCAAUCAGUAGAGAAGAAAUUUCUCGUUUGAUCUUGUCUGGGAAAUAUAUUGCAAUUGCACUAGUGGACCAACACAAAUUUAGGUCUAAUUCUCUUAAAGAGUCUUGGUUGAAGGAUGUAUUUAUGACAGACUUCACCGGCAGCAAUUCUAAUUACACUGGUCAUUAUGUGAUUAUAUGCGGCUAUGACUCUCUUACAGAUGAGUUUGAAAUCAGAGAUCCUGCCAGUGCUAGGAAGCACGUUAAGGUCUCGUCCGAUUGCCUUGAGGAAGCCCGCAAAUCCUUCGGUACUGAUGAGGAUCUUCUCUUGAUUUCUUUGGAGAAGAGUGAUGAGCAACUUAGCCCCGACAGAUAAGUCCCUUCUCAUAUCAAAAUUGGUUCUUGAAAUUUUCUUGGACCUUGAUCUGUACAGUCAGCCUGUUAUUUUAUAUUUGUACAUCGAGAAAUAAUAUUUUACGUUUUGAUUGUGAUCCCAGCUUGAAUCAUAGCUUUUUGGUUUUAUGCUUGGGAUCACAUGCGCUGAUCUUAGAAAUAUAUAUUUAUAUGAUAGAUUAAGUUUCAAUAUUGUCUGUAUAUUUUACCUUGUAAUUGUUUUAUAAAUUCACGUAUUCUUUUGUAAGGCUGUAUUUAUCCAGAUCCUUAUGUCUUAUGUUGCCUUCAAUAAAUUAAAAUGUUUU